CGCGGUAGACCGGGCGGAGCGCUGGGUGCAGAACCGUGUGGAGGCUGGAAAUCGUGGGUGCCCCUCGUCCGGACCAUGUCUGGCUGCCACGGUCCGGAGGGAGACUGCUGCUCACGGCAAUGCGUCGCGCAGGACAAUGAACAUCCAAGAUACCUGAUUCCAGAACUUUGCAAGCAGUUUUACCAUUUGGGUUGGGUCACUGGAACUGGAGGAGGAAUUAGCUUGAAGCAUGGCAAUGAAAUCUACAUUGCUCCUUCAGGAGUGCAAAAGGAACGAAUUCAGCCAGAAGAUAUGUUUGUUUGUGAUAUAAAUGAGCAGGAUAUAAGUGGACCUCCAGCAUCUAAGAAGCUAAAAAAAAGCCAGUGCACUCCCCUUUUCAUGAAUGCGUACACAAUGAGAGGAGCAGGCGCAGUGAUUCAUACCCACUCUAAAGCUGCUGUCAUGGCUACUCUCCUCUUUCCAGGACGAGAAUUUAAAAUCACACAUCAAGAGAUGAUCAAAGGAAUAAGGAAAUGUACCUCAGGAGGCUAUUUUAGAUAUGAUGAUAUGUUAGUGGUACCUAUUAUUGAGAACACACCUGAAGAAAAAGACCUCAAAGAACGAAUGGCCCGUGCAAUGAAUGAGUACCCUGACUCCUGUGCAGUCCUGGUCAGGCGCCAUGGAGUGUACGUGUGGGGAGAAACAUGGGAGAAGGCUAAAACCAUGUGUGAAUGUUAUGACUAUUUAUUUGAUAUUGCUGUAUCAAUGAAGAAAGUAGGACUUGAUCCCACACAGCUCCCAGUUGGAGAAAAUGGAAUUGUAUAAGCCAAACAAAAGUUUAAUUAUACAGAGAUUAAACUAAACUUAAUAAUUAUUUAAGUGAAACAAUUAUUUUUUAAAUAAAUUGAAAUUUUCCAAAAACACCAUUGAUUUAUCACUAAAUGCUACAGAUGAUCGCAUUUAAUCUCUUCUGACAUUGAAUGAUAUUUGCUCAUAUUCUUGUAAUUUAAAUGACAGGACAGUGGAAUAAAAAAUUUUUACUCAGUA
Messenger RNA from Marmota monax (woodchuck), 1026 nucleotides. It is a transcript of the gene Apip, whose product is annotated as APAF1 interacting protein. Bases 76 to 804 code for a protein of 242 amino acids. Gene Ontology annotation, molecular function: metal ion binding; methylthioribulose 1-phosphate dehydratase activity. The record is from RefSeq and is a predicted model, not a curated record. NCBI's taxonomy places the organism in Eukaryota, Metazoa, Chordata, Mammalia, Rodentia, Sciuridae. The transcript has 7 exons. Gene Ontology annotation, cellular component: cytoplasm.